GCGUAGUGGACGCUCGUACACUCACUAUUCACCCUAGAAAUAUAUUUGAACUAAAGAUUCUAUGAGUAUCAACAACCAUGCUUAUAUAUGACAAACAUUAAUAAUAAAAAUUUCAUUAGUAAAAUUAAAUUAUUGAUUUCUAAUAAGCAAUUAUUGAAAUGGCUAAGUGACAAGCGACGAAUUUUAUAUACAAUUUUAUGACAGGUCAUGUUAUCAGAGUGUACACAAAUACACAGUGAAAAGAAUGUGUUGAGCGUAUGGCGUUGAGAAGUCCUCAAGUCAGUUCAUCCAGCAUGGUGUACCACCACCGUCAGAACACUCCAAUGAGAGCCCCGCCGACAGCCCUGAUGAGGAAUUUAUCCAAAAGUGCCGAGACCUUAGUGGCGACCACCAGAUGCGGAAAAGAACUGAAGGCUCGAAAGGUUCGGAGCACGGAACAAGCUGAAGGUAGUCUGGUGAAGGGGUCGAGUUCCGGGGGUCUACCUAUGUUGGUCAAAUGGGAAGAUAACGACAGUCUGAAGAGUAGAUCAAGGAACGGCAGUGGCAGCAGCAGAGCGGCCAGUUUGGACCGAAGCACCCAGGGCUCCAACAGCGCUCUCAGCUCGGAAGAGGAUAAUAUUAACGUUGUUGUCAGAGUUCGUCCGGUGAAUGACAAAGAGCGGUCUAUCCGUGAACAAAACAUGCUGGAGUUCCCCGGCAAGGGUCAGAUCGUCUGUCAAGGCUCAGCCCCCGGACAGAAGCCUAAAGUAUUCUCAUACAACGUCGUCUUCGAACCCGCCGCCACACAAGAAGACGUGCUAGAGUACUCGGGCAUCAAGCGUCUGCUAGAGAUGGCAGUGCAGGGUUUUUCCUGCACAGCCUUCUGCUACGGACAGACCGGAAGUGGCAAGACACACACACUCACAGGACCUCCAGGACUUGUCGAGAGCGGCGCCAGUCCCUUCGCGGCCGAUCACGGGCUCGUGGUGCGCUCGUUCGUGUAUCUCUUCCAACUUCUCAGGGAUCAUCCUGAUUGCCACUUCGUACUGAAGGCUUCCUUUCUUGAGAUAUAUAAUGAAAAGGUGAUGGAUCUACUGAACCCCGGUACUUCGAGGAAGCCCUUACAAGUCCGAUGGUCCAAAGACAGUCGAAGUUUCUACGUGGAAAACCUUUUUACAGUUGACUGUGAGCAGUUGGAUGACCUGUUCGCUGUUUUAGAGGAAGGUAUGCGUAACCGCUCUGUGGGUAGUCACUCAAUGAACGCUCACUCCUCGCGCUCGCACACCGUGUUGAGUGUUCGCGUGAGGCGAGACGAGAGCUCCAGGGACGUGAGGUGCAGCACACACGGGAAGAUUAACUUCGUGGACCUGGCGGGCAGCGAGAUGACGAAACGAACGAACAGCACCGGCAAGACGCUCGAGGAGGCUAACAAUAUCAACAGGAGCUUGAUGGUCUUGGGAUACUGCAUAGCUCAACUUAGUGACGGAAGAAAAAAAGGUCAUAUACCAUACCGGGACAGCAAACUUACAAAGCUGCUGGCUGACAGUCUCGCUGGGAACGGAGUGACUUUAAUGAUCGCUUGCAUAUCACCGACAAAGUCAAAUUUCAGCGAAACAUUAAACACGCUUCGUUACGCCGCUCGCGCUAAGAAGAUCAAGACUAAACCGAUCGUUAAAAUGGACGCCCGAGACGCCCUCAUCCUCAGCUUGCAGCGGGAGGUGCAGGCGUUGCAGGCGGAGAACAUGCACUUGAGAACAGCGCUACAUGUGCAGGUCGACUAUGACGGCGAGGGUUACAGUCGAAGAAACCGUGGCACGCCACAAGUGUCCGCCAACAAGCUGUACACGCUGCCACAAACGGAACUCGUCGAGCUGGUUCAACUACAUAUGGAAGAAAACACAGCAUUGAGACAAGAGAACACUGAACUAUUUGUGGUCAGAGACCAACUGCUGAGGGAACAGGAGCUACUGAGCAGAGAAAAUGAAAGGCUAUUGAAAAAACUAGAAGAUGUUAACUCGGAAUAAUAUGGACUGCGCUGAUCGUAUAGCAGGUCAGUGGCAUAUGCAAACGCAUGCUGAAUCUGCAUGCAUGACAACAGUAGUUACCGACUGCGCACCCAAUAUAUAUUACCCUAGCAUGAAUUUUGUAAUACAAAACACAUAACUCCUUAAUUUUCAAAUAGGAUAAGUCUAGGAAUAGAUUAGCUUAAUAGGGGAAUAACAUUCUUCUCACUUAAAUACGGAAGUGAUUAGUGAUGCACUGAUUUUUCGAUAUUAAUUUCUCAAGGACUUCUCUCAUUGAAUCAAAUUUUAGCACACCACUGUAUUUACUAAGGAGACAAUUGAAAGGUUUCCCUUAUAAAACACAUAAUCUUGUAACAUUAUUUAAAGCAUGUAGAAAUUCUAACUAGACUUUUGAGUGAAAUACAUGUACGUAUUUUUAAUGAAAGAACUGUCUCAAUGAAUAUUGUUUAAAAAUUACUACACUACAAAGUGUUCGGUCAAAUAAGUUUAGCAUAUAUCAUGAACGAAAAUCCUCAACAUCUUAUUUAUUUCAGUGUUUGCACUCGGUCUCCGAUCAUACCAGCUCGACCAGCAUACUCUGACGUCGGUCCCAAUGAUGCCAACAUUUGGACGAACCGUACGAGUUCCACUAACAGUGUUAUAAGUAGUAACAGUUAAAUGUGCCUUCCUACAAAUAA
Messenger RNA from Danaus plexippus (monarch butterfly), 2680 nucleotides. Its product is annotated as kinesin-like protein KIF12. The transcript has 13 exons. Gene Ontology annotation, molecular function: microtubule binding; microtubule motor activity; ATP binding. Lineage: Eukaryota; Metazoa; Arthropoda; Insecta; Lepidoptera; Nymphalidae. Gene Ontology annotation, biological process: microtubule-based movement. The coding region runs from base 258 to 2003 and encodes 581 amino acids. The record is from RefSeq and is a predicted model, not a curated record.